CAAUCUUCUAAUGAACCUCACAACUAAUAGAAAGACAUAAAGCUAUUUAUCCAUCCAUCCAUCCAUCCAUCCAUUAAAUUGGCUUUAAUUUUCAUUUAAUAAUUUCAAAAAUAACUCAUGUUUGCAAACAAAGGAUGAAACAGGUUUCGCAUUCACUUGUAUGGGUUUUCCCAGUCUUACAGAAGAUAUAAACAGGGCUGAGUUUUGGUUCUCCUUCCAAAUUAUGAUUAAGAUUUUGCAAAACAUAUAUAGAGAACACCCUCUCUUUCCACGACUAUUGCAAAAUGUUAAGGACGUUCCUCUUUUCUUUUCUGAUGCUGAAUAAAUUCUGCGUGCUCACCAUAGCCACAUCAAAUGCAGACCAAACUGGAUUCAUCAAAGAAAUCUAGCUUUCUGAACUGCCUCAGAUUCUCAAAGAGAUCUAUUCUUGUGCAUCACCACCAGAUAUGACAUAGUUCUUACAAAGAAGCAGAGGGAACCUAACAACCCACAAAACUGAGAAUUUCCUCUUUUAACCGGCAAAGUGACCAACUUAACUAUUUUCCGUGAGUCGUUUCUGCUUUGAUUGUGUGGAGAGACUAAGGCAAAGCAAGUCCUUUACUCUGCAGGAGUCAAAUUUUUCACUGGUUGUGAAAUGUUAUACACGCCAGAUGAUGAAUUGACCCAUAUGGCUGAAAACUGAUGGGAGAAAAUAAUCUACAGACCCUGAUGCCACCAUGUUUGCCUUCCUGAGCAAGAACCAAUGCAGAAGUACACAAAAGCACAACCCAACUGACUUCUGCUGAAGAUCUUCGGGUGAAUUUUUCCACAUCCUCUGCCAUCCUUCGUGGAAAAAUCAGAACAUUUGCAAACAUCGUUUGAUGCCUGUUGGCUAAAAAUAAGCGGUUUGUCCUUUAGCUGCCUGGGUCCAUCUUUAACUUUCAACGAGAAGCAGCAACUAGUAAAAAAAAAAAAAAAUCAAAGUGAGAUUCAUUUCCACAGAAGACAGCAAGCAAUACAAAAACCAUCUUUUCUGGAAUGACGGAUGCCAACAUCGGAAGUCUGGCAUUCCGAUAUCUUGAACACAAUCAGACUGAGGUCAUCCACUCAAAGAGCAGCAUGUAUGAGCCUGAAUAUCAGAAAAAAGUCAUCUAUUCUUUAAUCAUUUUAAUCUGUAUUCCAGGGAUUAUUGGAAAUGGAAUUAUCAUCCGACUUUUGGGUUUCAAGAUUAAAAGGAAUUCUUUCACUGUCUAUAUCCUCAAUUUGGCUGUGGCUGACAGUGGGACUCUCGUAUUCCUCUUUCUGAUGGAAAUCCUGUACUUGAUUAAGAGUUUCCCCCCCCUAAUAAUAACAGAAUGUAUGAUAUCCACUUACUGCACUGGUCAAUUUCUUCUGACUAUCAUUAGCAUUGACCGAUGUUUGGCUCUCUUCUUCCCAAUUUGGUAUCGAUGCCAUCAGCCAGCAUACUUGUCCACUAUACUCUGUGCCUUUUCAUGGCUGGUCUCUUUGCUCCUCUGUGUAAUUCAUUAUGUUCUGUUUGGGGUUAAUCUGACGAGAAACUUCCCCUCAUUCUACCACAUUCUCAUCUGUAGCUCCAUUUGCAUCCCACUCAUGGUGGUCUCCAGCCUGGCCCUCUUCAUCAAAGGCUACCUUAAAUCACAGAUGCAGAAGCGUGGAAAACUUCUCAAAGUCGCCUUGCUUGCCCUGUUUUUCUUCCUCAUCUUUUCUAUUCCACCCAGCGCCAUUUAUCUCAGUGAUGUUCUUUUCAAGCAUAAUUAUGACAAUUUAAUUACAUAUGGCUACCUAUGCGCCUGUCUUAACAGCAGUGUUAACCCACUGAUCUAUUUUCUACUGGGGAGGAAGAAGGAACAUCAUUCUACGUACAACUUAAACACUAUCCUUCAGAGAGUUUUCAAGGAGGAAGACGAAAAUGAAAAGCAGGCAGAGGUCCAGGUUGAUAUCCAGUCAUGAUGUGCUCACGAGAGUGGGGGAAAAAAAAUCCAUAUUUCUAUACUGCCCUGCCAGGCCCUGAUAAUGAAUUCAGAGAAAUCUCCUCUGGAAAUCCAGGACUGCCAAAAAUGUAACGCCAAGGAGAUUAGGAAAUUAGUUUGUCGUUUAUUCAGUUGUAACUGUGAUUUUCAAGUCAUUUUGAGCAGAUCCUGCUGACUUGAGCUGACUUGAUGAAAUAACUCAUGGGUGAAAGGGGGUUAAACUUUUCUUCAAUCUCGGUAAUCAAUUAUGAGAAGCUAAAUGAAUGGUUUUCCUUAUUUUCAGAUUUCUGCACCUAAUGUUUGUUCAUCUGCAGGCAUAAGUCAAAAUGCUCCAAAAACCCUUUCAGCUGCUUUGAUGCUCCUAGCUAUUUUACCCUCACCUUCAGUUAUUCAGUUCAUUUACUAGUGAGAAUUAUUGAUCAGUGAUUCUGAAAAUGUAAUUCUGUGUUAGCAUCCAUCCAAUGUAUGUAUGUAUGUAUGUAUAUGUGUGUAUGUGUG
Molecule: messenger RNA, 2468 nt
Organism: Crotalus tigris (Tiger rattlesnake)
Lineage: Eukaryota; Metazoa; Chordata; Lepidosauria; Squamata; Viperidae
Product: proto-oncogene Mas-like
Exons: 2
Coding region: 1018-1950 (310 amino acids)
Biological process (GO): G protein-coupled receptor signaling pathway
Cellular component (GO): membrane
Molecular function (GO): G protein-coupled receptor activity
Source: RefSeq, a predicted model, not a curated record